Molecule: messenger RNA, 1642 nt
Organism: Capsicum annuum
Lineage: Eukaryota; Viridiplantae; Streptophyta; Magnoliopsida; Solanales; Solanaceae
Product: probable 2-oxoglutarate-dependent dioxygenase AOP1
Exons: 3
Coding region: 500-1459 (319 amino acids)
Molecular function (GO): dioxygenase activity
Source: RefSeq, a predicted model, not a curated record
CCAAUUUUAAGCCACAUAAAAAAGCAUAUCCCACAAGUAUUAGUUGGUGGGAGACGUUAAUAUCUUGCUAGUAAUAUCCCCUUUCGACUUCUAUGCGGAAAAAGGACAGUUUAGUUUAUUAAAAUUUUCGUUGUAUGCUGUAAGUGGGAUUCAGGGAAGGACAAGCAUUAGUGGGAGGAAGACGUAUAUCUUGCUAGCAAGAGCACCUCUCGAUUUCUAUGCCUAAAAAAGCUAGUUCGGUAUACUAAACUUUUAGCUAUUUGCAGGGUCCGAAGAAUGACCAGAUCAUAAUUGAUUAUAUGCAGUUUUACCUUACAUUUCUGUUAGAGAUUAUUUUCAUGACUUUAACCCAUGACCGCCUGGUCACAUGACAACAACAUUACCAAUUACUCCAAGACUCCCCUUCAUUUUAUAUAUAUAUAUAGACACACACUAUCAGGCAUGAAAUAACAUGUACAACCAAAGAAACAAAAAGUAAAGAGAAACUUAGAAGAGUAUCAUGGGUAGUGAUCAACUAGAUAUGAAUAAGCUUCCAAUAAUAGAUUUUAGGAAGGGAGAUUUGAAAGAAGGGAGUGAAGAAUGGAUAUCAUUGAGGGAGCAAGUGUACAAAGCAUUAGAAGAAUAUGGUUGUUUUGAGGCAUUACUUGAUGGAAUUCCAAAAGAGAAACUAUAUGAAAAGUUGGAACUACUUUAUAACUUACCUAAUUUGGACACCAAAUUGACAAAUUCUCAAACUUCUGGUUACUAUAAGGAUAAACCUCUCAUUCCACUUCUUGAGAGGAUUGCCAUUCACCAUGUCCUCUCUCCUGGUGUUAUUGAUAGCUUUUUUUCCAACAUCAGUUUGCCUGAUCAUGGAGACAAACAAUUUUGUGAUUUGGUGCAUGGUUAUGCCAAGGGAUUAUCAGAAUUUGAUGAGAUGAUAAGAAAAAUGAUAUUUGAGAAAUUAGGAAUAUUUGAAAAAUAUUGGGAUGAACACAAAAAAUCAACAAGUGGUGCACUUGGCCUGUUGCGUUACAGAGUGCCUAAAGCUGAGGAGACAAAUGUUGGACUAUCUGGUCAUACUGAUAAACUCAUGACAGCUGUUUUAAGCCAACAUCAAAUUGGUAGAAGUGGAUUGCAAGUUAUGAUCAAAAAUGGGGAGUGGAUUGAUGUUGAAUACUCAUCACCUCAUUCAUUCAUAUUCCUCCUUGGUGACAUUUUCACUGCACUUACAAAUGGUAGAUUGCCAAGUCCAUUUCAUCAAGUGAUUGUGGGAAACAAAGAGAGAUAUUCCAUUGUGUAUUCUGCAGAUGCUAAAGAAGGAUAUAUCAUUAAAGUCGCUGAGGAACUUGUUGAUGAAGAUCGUCCUUUGCUUUAUAAGCCUUUUGAUCCUCUUAAAUAUUUUCAGUAUUGUAUCUCAGGGGUUCAUAAAGAUCCUACUACCACACUCGAGAGCUUCUGUGGCGUUGGUUCAGUUUGAGUCGAUUUUCUCCUAAAAGAAAAUCAAACUAAUUAAGUCUCAUUUCUUUUAAUGAUCUAGUGGAGUUUUUGUUACCAAUUUGGAUCAUUGUUGCCUAUUGUGUUUUUCGAUUAAGUAUACUGUUUGUUUUAAUUGUUAUCUUAAUAAAUUCAUCGUUAUGUAUCGAUGAAACGUCUUAUUUUA